GACGCGCACGACGUCUCCCCUCUAUUGUUAUUGUGGCGUGCGCGAGACGAACGGACAGGAUGCACGAGGAGACAGUGAGGCUGAUAAAACGAUAAAACAGAGAAACAUCAAGUUAAAUGAACGAUAGCUCGUGAUAAUAAGGGGAUUGAAGCUAGCGUUAGCGCUGCUGUGAACACAGGGUUGACAUUUAGCGGUAAAACACAAAUAUCAGCUCAGCUCUCAACAUAAAACGUUACGGAUCUGUCUACAACACUUGAGACGAUCUUUCUGUCCAAGUUCCCCUCUCCUCUCCGGCUGAUGUGGACGGAUUCAGACCUGGGCCAUCAUGAUGCCAGUGAACUUUCUGGUCACUCAUUGGCUGAUCAGCUUAACACCAGCAUCAUGUCGGUGAAUCCUCCCAGCAGCAACGACGCCUGCCUCAGCAUCGUCCACAGCCUCAUGUGUCACCGGCAAGGCGGGGAGAAUGAGGGCUUUGCCAAGCGGGCGAUCGAGAGCCUGGUGAAGAAGCUGAAGGAGAAGAAGGACGAGCUGGACUCGCUCAUCACCGCCAUCACCACCAACGGCGUCCAUCCCAGCAAGUGUGUGACCAUCCAGAGGACGCUGGACGGACGGCUGCAGGUUGCGGGCAGGAAAGGUUUCCCUCACGUUAUUUACGCUCGUCUGUGGCGUUGGCCCGACCUCCACAAAAAUGAACUGAAGCACGUCAAGUUCUGCCAGUACGCCUUUGACCUGAAGUAUGACAAUGUGUGUGUGAACCCCUACCACUAUGAGAGGGUGGUGUCACCUGGGAUCGUCGGUCUCAGCCUUCAGAACACAGCUCCAGGCGGCCUGAUCAAAGAGGAGUACAUCCAUGACUGUAUACAGAUGGACCUCCCGCCGGGAAUGCCUCUGUCCGAACACCAAGCUGCCAUGAAGCUGCCCCCGCCAGACCACUACGGCCAGCCUCUGCCCCCCCAACAGCUGCCCACUGAGCCCCACGGACCCCCGCCCGUCACCCGAUACACCAACCUGCCCAUCUCGCCCAAAGUGUCCGGCUCAGGAUCCAUGAUGCCUCUGCAGGGGGGUCACGGUGACGGCCGCCUCCAGACUGCAUCACCACAGGCUCAAGUCAUGACCCCUGUACCGAGACCUCCGACCCCGACUCAGCCCUCCACUCAUCAGCAGGCCGCCCAGCAACAGACACAGCCCCCACACCCUCACCCUCAACAACCCCCCCACCCUCCGUCUCAGUCCCACGGGCAGAACGGAUACAGCAGCAAUAAACACUCGCAGAGCCAGGUGGCCUUUCACACAGUGUGGACAGGCAGCAGCACAGCCUCCUACACUCCUGUAGGACCCCAGCAGAACGGACGAGGUCACCAACAGCCCCCCCUCCAUCACCAAAACCAUCACUGGUCUCAGCAUCACGGCUCUGCCUCCUUCCCUCCGUCUGUAUCCAAUCAUCCAGGUCCAGAGUUCUGGUGCUCCAUCUCCUACUUUGAGAUGGAUGUUCAGGUGGGUGAGAUGUUCAAGGUUCCCUCCAGCUGUCCUGUAGUGACUGUAGACGGAUACGUCGACCCGUCAGGAGGCGACCGCUUCUGCCUCGGCCAGCUGAGCAACGUCCACCGCACAGACGCCAGUGAGCGGGCCAGGUUGCACAUUGGUAAAGGUGUGCAGCUGGAGUGUCGUGGCGAGGGCGACGUGUGGAUGCGUUGCAUGAGCGACCACGCCGUGUUUGUUCAGAGUUACUACCUCGACAGGGAGGCGGGCCGAGCACCAGGGGACGCUGUCCACAAGAUAUACCCUGGAGCAUACAUCAAGGUGUUCGACCUGCGGCAGUGCCACAGACAGAUGCAGCAGCAGGCAGCCACUGCUCAGGCUGCAGCAGCUGCUCAGGCGGCCGCUGUAGCAGGAAACAUCCCUGGUCCAGGCAGCGUGGGAGGAAUCGCACCUGCAGUCAGUCUGUCUGCAGCAGCGGGGAUUGGCGUAGACGACCUGAGGCGCCUCUGCAUCCUGCGGCUCAGCUUCGUGAAGGGCUGGGGGCCAGACUACCCCCGUCAGAGCAUCAAACACACCCCCUGCUGGGUGGAGGUCCACCUGCAUCGCGCUCUGCAGCUUCUGGAUGAGGUGCUGCACACUAUGCCUUUAGCAGACCCCGGACCUGCUAACUGAGGACCAAGAGCACGCUCAAAUCCCUGAUCUGGAUCUUCUGAAUGUGCACACACAGACACAUGUUAGCUUCAGGCCAAAUAGAUUUAAAAAACAAAGAAAAUCAAUCAGAAACACACUGACAUCAUGCUCGUAACAAUCAAUGCACACACAUGCACACACACUGUAACCAAAACGUCUGUACACACACAGACAUUAGAGCGCUGAUGUCUUUGGGAUUUUUCUCCCCUGUGCAAUCAAAACUCAAACACGAGGGAGUCAGAUCUCUGAAGGUUACCAUUUCAAAUCCAGUACUCUGUCCGAAAGACGUUUGUAUGCACUGUAGAAAUCCAGGGAUGUGUUUCAGGAUUCCAGUUCCCCCGUAUGCAAUCUGGAUUUCCUCUAGUUGUCCAACACACACACACAAACACACACACACACACACACACACACACACACACACACACACACACACACACACACACACACACACACACACACACACACACACACACACACGUAGAAAUCAUGCACGACUCAACACUCCAGACAGAUAACUGCUUACCUCUGAGACAUGCUGACAGUAAUUAAUCAGCAGCAGAACUGAUGUAGAAGUUUGGAUUAUUAUGGAAACCAGUGUUAAUCAUCUCUGUGCUCGUACUGUGCUCCUCACUGUUAUUGAUCAAACUGUUAGCAUCGAUAGCUGGUUAGCCUCCUAUUACGCUCAGCUCGAGCUAUAUUAUUAUUUUUGUACCAAAAAGACUAAAAAGCCAAAAACAUUUAGCUUUAAAGUGGUGUUGUUGUUCUCUGUAAUGAAGCAGUGCUACCCUGUAUGUAACCAAAUGGUUGGUGUGAAUCACCAAAACCAGAUUACCUCAUGAUACAGUGCGAAGUUUCAUUUUCUACUGCCUGAAGCGCACACAUACGUCAUCACUGACAGGUUGAUCUGUGAGGGACUGAACACUAAAGCCCUCUGAAAGCAUCCUGACUCCAACACUACGUUAAAUUCACUUUUUAUUUCAUUAGCUUUGAAAUGCAUCGCUGCAACAUCCUUCUGAAUCAAUCAUAGUGUGUCCACUAACAGUUCUUGCAUUUGUCCCUGACCAGCUCAGAUUGUUAUUCUCAGUGUCUGACAGCAUUACAGAAAAGAUCCCUCCAGAGAUUUAAGAGGAAGAUGAUGUUUAACCACCAACAGCUGUUACAACACUCUCUGUAAAGCCACCAAACUUCAUUGAAAACUUCAUUUCUAUUUCCCCUCAGAAUAUAUGAGUAGCAGCUGUACCGCUGCCUGGCCUGGUUACUUUGCUGAUUUUUUAAAUGUCACUAAAAUGCCGUGUAACAUCAAACCGACUAUUUAAGACACCAAAGUCGCACAGUAACACUCAACAGUCAGGGCAACAGCAGUCAGGCAACCCCCAUAAUGUUGCUUUAUUGUGAAGCUUUGCGGUUCACUCAAGUCAUACAAACUCCGGAGCUUCGUUAGCAUUUUAUGAUGAAUGCCAUUAUAAAGGAUAAAUCUUUAAAGAAUAAGAAAAUAAAUGUAAAAACAAAAAGAAGAAUACAUGAAGGGUUAGAGAGAUCAGUAAGUAUAUAAAAAAGAAAAAACUAUUAGCAUAAGGGCCUGUGUCCACUGACAGCAUUAGGUUUUCAGUGUUCAUUGUCCUCAGCACUCUGAUUGAAAACAUGUCAAUGCCAGUUUGCUAUCACUGACCAAUCAAAAUGAUGAAGUGGCGGGACUUUAAAAAUACCGAUGAGUAGUGGCAAAAAUGACAAGUGGACACAGACUUUUAUUCUCUUUCAUGAAUACAGUGAUUUACACUUUUGGAAACAUGUUUCACUUUAUACGCCCGAGGUAGCUGACUUUUUAAAAACAUUUCAUUGUUCAAAAAACAAAACAUCAGAGGUGAAUGUUAGGAAGGUAAAGGGACCAAAAUGAAUUAAUGAGGAUUUAUGAAAAUAUACAUUUAUAAAAAGAAUAAGAAAAAUCAAAGAUUGAUGAACUUCAUGAAAAAUAUGAGUUUAAAAAAUAUAUAUGAAUAAAUACAAACAGAAUAUCAAUGAACACAAGGAGUUCUUGUGAUCCGUCUGAUUUCUCUUUAUAUUUCUUAUUCCUGCUCCCUCUUGUGACUCCUCUUCAAACUUUAACAUGUAGUUUUUCUAUCCACCGAUUUAUAUUUAUUAUCGUUCUACUCUGACACCAUGAGACGGGUCGGUGCUGUUAUAUUUAUGUUGAUUCAGAUCCAGGUGAGGAGAAACGUACAUACGGGUUUGUGUGUUUGGAGUCAGGAUGCUGAGCGUCUCCGUCAGUUAAACUUGUGGUUCAGCUGCUUUACAAACUUCAUUAACAUUUAUGCAUUUAGUGAUAUUUGUGCCUUUUGUUGUCAACAGUAGAUGCACCAACACUGGACUGUACUGCAGACACACCGCGUGUCUGUUCACAUGAAGAUUCAUGUUGUGGUUGUUGAUGGUUUUCUGUGUUUCCCUCAGGUAUCUGUGAUGAUCUCACCGUGUGUCAGAGAAAUAUGAACACACACUCACUAUACCUGAGUACAGUUAUUUAUUGCCUUAGUCUUUGUGAGUGUAAAAUAUGAACGCUUGGCACUAUUUUAAUCUUAGCAUAGACGACACUAAUAGAUGUCAUAUUUAUCUGUUCUCCUCGGCCCGCAUUCAGGGAACUGUUCGAUAGGCUUUCUCACAUCUUCAUCAUCAUUUUCAUCGUCUUCAUCAUCACCAGAUCACCUGACCUCUCUACAAUCACUAACACCACCUCCGUCAUGGCUUCUGUUUGCUGACACUGUCUGUUUGUUAUAAAUAAAAUACACAGGAAUCAUAACAUUUGAA
Notolabrus celidotus (New Zealand spotty) is the source of this 4968-nucleotide messenger RNA. RefSeq lists its product as uncharacterized. The record is from RefSeq and is a predicted model, not a curated record. The transcript is spliced from 13 exons. Lineage: Eukaryota; Metazoa; Chordata; Actinopteri; Labriformes; Labridae. Gene Ontology annotation, biological process: SMAD protein signal transduction; transforming growth factor beta receptor signaling pathway; cell differentiation. The coding region runs from base 298 to 2151 and encodes 617 amino acids. Gene Ontology annotation, molecular function: I-SMAD binding; RNA polymerase II cis-regulatory region sequence-specific DNA binding; DNA-binding transcription factor activity, RNA polymerase II-specific. Gene Ontology annotation, cellular component: heteromeric SMAD protein complex.